CCAUGGCCUCGGUGCCCGUGUACUGCCUGUGCCGCCUGCCCUACGACGUCACCCGCUUCAUGAUCGAGUGCGAUGGGUGCCAGGACUGGUUCCAUGGCAGCUGCGUGGGGGUGGAGGAGGAGGCAGCGGCCGACAUCGACCUUUACCAUUGCCCCAAGUGCGAGGUCCUGCACGGCCCCUCCGUCAUGAAGCGGCGCCGGGGCCCUCCGAAGCCCGCGGAGCCGGAGCCGCCGCGCCCGGUCCGCACCGGGAGCGCUCAGUUCAUCCGGGAGUUGCGGGGCCGGACCUUCCCCAGCGCCGACGAGGUCCUGCUCCGGCCCAGUGGGGCGCAGCUCACGGUCGAGUACCUGGAGGAGAAGACUUUCAGCGUCCCCAUCCUGGUGGCUCGCAAGGAGGGGCUGGGGAUGACGCUACCCCCCCCCACCUUCACCCCCCGCGACGUCGAGCACUACGUGGGCGCUGAGAGGGUCAUCGAGGUGCUGGAUGUGGGGCGCCAGGCCCCGUGCCGCAUGCGCCUGGGGGACUUCGUCUCCUACCUGGGGGGGCCCCGGCGCGACCGCGUCCUCAACGUCAGCAGCCUCGAGUUCUCCGACACCCGGUGGGUCCCAGCGCCACCAGUAUGGCCCAGUAUGGACCAGUAUAACCCAGUGUAACCCAGUAUGGCCCCA
Pezoporus occidentalis (night parrot) is the source of this 668-nucleotide messenger RNA. Its product is annotated as histone lysine demethylase PHF8-like. Gene Ontology annotation, molecular function: histone demethylase activity; transcription coregulator activity. Gene Ontology annotation, biological process: regulation of transcription by RNA polymerase II; protein demethylation. The transcript has 5 exons. Bases 3 to 653 code for a protein of 216 amino acids. The record is from RefSeq and is a predicted model, not a curated record. Lineage: Eukaryota; Metazoa; Chordata; Aves; Psittaciformes; Psittacidae.